Molecule: messenger RNA, 1716 nt
Organism: Candidozyma haemuli
Lineage: Eukaryota; Fungi; Ascomycota; Pichiomycetes; Serinales; Metschnikowiaceae
Exons: 1
Coding region: 1-1716 (571 amino acids)
Molecular function (GO): iron ion binding; monooxygenase activity; heme binding
Source: RefSeq, a predicted model, not a curated record
AUGUUGGCGCACGCUGUGAUAUCGCUUAUCAGUGUAGCUGCUGCUCACUCGAGGGCGCUCUUGGUGGUGUCUACACUAGUGUUUGUUGUUUGGAAGUUAUACGUGUUUCCGUUUUACGUGUCGCCGUUGAAAGAUGUGCCUGGUCCUUAUUGGCAUCGGGUGUCGACGCUUCCUGCGGUGCUUGCUCAGUACCUGAACUGCUGGGUUCGUACGAUCCAUAGACUCCAUGAGAUACAUGGAGAUGUGGUGGUUUUGGGACCAAACGAGGUUUCAUGCAAUGGAGACUUACGCUAUAUUAACGAUAUCUACGUGAAAAACAUGCCGAAGCUGGCCUUCUAUACGCAUUUCCAGAACCACGGCCAUGUGAAUGUGUUCAGUACGCUUGAGAAUGGUCCUCACUUGAAGUAUAAGAAGAUGAUGCUGGGGCUUUAUUCAAAGUCUUCUAUUCUCUCCAGUCCUGCCACGCGUGACUUGCUUGUUCUGAAAGCUUCCCAGCUUGUCAACAGAGUCCAUUUAUCUUCUGUCACUGCUUUGGAUCCAGAUUGGCUUAAUGCUCGGCUGGAACUUAACCAUAACGGUAAAGGCCACGCUGAAGGGUCCAACGACUGGCUUGGCCAGAAGUCUGCUAGUCUUGGAAUCGAUGUUUACCUGCUUUUCGGCGCUUUGGCCAUGGACGUGAUCUCUGCUUUUGAGCUAGGCGUGAAAAACGGUACUGACUUGCUUAAUGAUACGUAUAAACGCCAGAUCUUGGUUGAUUUCAGAACAAAAGAGCUCGAAACGCUUGGCUCCAUGCUCCUUCCAAAGCUUCAUUGGCUUCUUGCAGGUUCAAGAAUCCUCCUGGCGCUGAAAACAGUCGAACACUGGCUCUUAUCGACCUUACAAGGCGCCGAGUACGAUCCAGAAGUUUCCAGACCAACAACACUCAGCACACUCAAAAAGAACGGUCUCCAAGGAAAGAAAGCCUACUCAUUUCUCAGCGACAACCUCAUUGCUGGCCAUGAGACGUCUGCCAUUGCACUCACUUACAUUUGCUAUGAGCUUUCAAGACCAGUGAACAAGUCCAGGCAAGAAAGGCUCCAGAACGAGCUCAGGGAGGUCUUUGGACACCCAGAAAACAGGCAGGUCCUCGACGCCAUUGAACAAAUCGACCAGCUUCCGUACCUCGAAGCUUUGCUCAAGGAAAACUUUAGAGUCCAUACAUCUGGCGCUGGCUCUAUGCCUAGACUCACUCCGUCCACCUAUGAAGUCCACACUUCCAAUGGCCCAGUUGUUUUGCCCAAAGGAACAACCAUAUCUUGUCAAGCGUACUCGUACCAUCGCCAGCCAGACAUCUUUCCCCAUCCAGAUAAGUGGAUUCCAGAAAGAUGGCUUCCCCAGCCUGGAGAGCCUGAACAAGCCUUCAAGCUCAGAAAAACACACAUGUCCAAGCACCUUUUGCACUUUGGCAAGGGCAUUCGCAUGUGUUUAGGUAAGGAUUUGGCGCUUUUGGAUAUCAAGUUGGCGUUGGCAAACUUAUACUGGAGGUACACUUCCCUGGUUUGUUCAGACUGGUGCAAAGUGACUCAGUACGAUGGAGAUGUCAAGGUAGGCAACGAAGUAAAGCUUGGAGCAGCCAAACCAGCGUCCAAUUCAGACGAAGAGAUGAUGGGCAUGGUCGAUGGGUUACUGGCAAAACCACGCUGUGACGAAUGCUGGCUCGAAUGGAGCAGCUACUAA